AUGUCCGACAAGCACGAGUUCUGCCCAGGAGAGAAGCGGAUGAUUGUGAACAGCUACGAGUAUUUCAAAAGCCAGAAGGAACAAGGCCUCUUCAAAGGCAUCAGGACACGCCAACUGGUCUCUAAUUGCCUUGGUUGUGCCCUCAACACCGUUGACUCCGUGGUUAAUGAGAAAAAGAAUAACCCAGACACUGAUUUUGAGCUACUCGCAUUAGCCCCCAUCUGCAAGAAGUGA
Messenger RNA from Phytophthora infestans T30-4, 234 nucleotides. RefSeq lists its product as uncharacterized. The transcript is spliced from 2 exons. The record is from RefSeq and is a predicted model, not a curated record. NCBI's taxonomy places the organism in Eukaryota, Oomycota, Peronosporomycetes, Peronosporales, Peronosporaceae. The coding region runs from base 1 to 234 and encodes 77 amino acids.